Molecule: messenger RNA, 837 nt
Organism: Fomitopsis serialis
Lineage: Eukaryota; Fungi; Basidiomycota; Agaricomycetes; Polyporales; Fomitopsidaceae
Exons: 3
Coding region: 1-837 (278 amino acids)
Source: RefSeq, a predicted model, not a curated record
AUGGACGCAAUGGACGUGAACUGGUGCCUCACCUGCUCCCGACACAUCGACGUGGAGGGUAACGCCCCUUACUGCUCGCGCGAGUGCUACACCUCCGACCAGCCUGCUUCAUCCUCAGCCCUCGCGUCCCCCGUCUACAACGCCUUCGACAGCGCACCCAUCGCCGAGAGCAUCUCCGAGCUCGACGACUGCGACCUCUGCUCGCGCUUCGAGAGCUCGAUCACCACGACGGAGCGGAGCAGGUGGAUCGGGAAGGGAGAUGCAGGGAUCUAUGCGUGGGCGAGGGACGUUCCUCCGGGCCCGCCGAGCGGCCCCGACAGCGCCAUCUCCACCGCAGACCUCCGCCCGCCAAAGCUCCUGCAGACCACCCGCCGACCAGUCCCCCCCAGCCUUUGCAUGUCCAAAACGAUACCCGCGCCUGCACCGUCAGGCUCUUCACGACCCGUGCUCUCCUCCCUCCCGUCCCUCUCCAGCCAGUGCCCGACAAACACGAGCGUCGCCUCGCUCACGACCCCCUCCUCGUCCGUCUCCCCCGCUUCGCCAAUUGAAGCGUCUCCCUCUCCUUGCCCUCCGACCACGACCACGGUUGCAGUCAAGGGCGGUUUCAUCAGCGCCCUCACGGCGCAGGUCCGCUCGUGGACCGCGUCGUCCAAGGAGUGCCCGCGAUCCGAGACAGUGACACGACAGUCGCGGACGGCUUCUGCCGUCCAAGCCAAGGCCAGCCUUGGGUACGAGUUCGACGGCUACUGGGGCCUCUCGACAGAGAAGCUCCCCCUCACCGAUGAUCACCCAGCGUUCCGUGCGCGGGGUCGCCGCUCGUCGCGCGUCGUGUCAUGA